AUGUCCAAGUCUUCGUCGUUCGUCAAAACACAUUUCCAUCCGUUUCUCUUCACUCUCAUAACGCUGGCAGCCAUGGCAGAAUUGGGGCUCACGGCGUUUCUCAUCGCCGCUGGCAACGACAGCGGUGCAUGGCUCAGCCCGCGCUACCACUCUAUGCAAGUAUGCCCCCUUAUUCUGUUCCUCUUCGAUGCCGUUUGGACAACCAUCUUCUCCACUGCAUACAUGUUUUGGAUAGUCGAUGGGGCUAUUCACUUCCUUGCCAGCAUCGCUAGCUCUGUCAUAUGGUUACUGGUCACGUCCGUCAUAUGGGGGGCGGCUGCAGGUAUCAUGCAUCAGACUCGCGUCGGCGGAAAUUGCGCUAAUCUACCCGUGAUCAGUCGCUGUAGAGAAGCUCUCACUGUGGAAGCGCUCGGGUGGACUGAGUUUGCGUUGUGCAUCUUGACCGUACUGUCCACAUUGGUCUGGGCUCGUGGCAGUAACAAAAGCUAUGUACGCGAUUGUCUGUGCUUCAUCUCAUUGCACAUUUCUCAUCUUCCACUCACAGCGGGAUAG
Messenger RNA from Heterobasidion irregulare TC 32-1, 552 nucleotides. RefSeq lists its product as uncharacterized. NCBI's taxonomy places the organism in Eukaryota, Fungi, Basidiomycota, Agaricomycetes, Russulales, Bondarzewiaceae. The transcript is spliced from 4 exons. The record is from RefSeq and is a predicted model, not a curated record. Bases 1 to 552 code for a protein of 183 amino acids.